Molecule: messenger RNA, 3875 nt
Organism: Paramacrobiotus metropolitanus
Lineage: Eukaryota; Metazoa; Tardigrada; Eutardigrada; Parachela; Macrobiotidae
Product: serine/threonine-protein kinase SIK1-like
Exons: 9
Coding region: 762-3218 (818 amino acids)
Biological process (GO): protein phosphorylation; intracellular signal transduction; microtubule cytoskeleton organization
Cellular component (GO): cytoplasm
Molecular function (GO): ATP binding; tau-protein kinase activity; protein serine/threonine kinase activity
Source: RefSeq, a predicted model, not a curated record
ACGUCAUGCCAGUAACCCGAGGGAGUGCUAUAUCAGUGGCGUUUUUCUCCUCCAUUCCGGCUUCAGUCGGCUGCCUUCUCAAUCCCGUCCAUCAUUCAUAGGAACCCGUGGCAUACAAUUCAUAUCGACUGGAAGCGCGCGUAAAAAGCUGCAGCCGCGUGUAGAUCUAGAGUCGACAGUCGUGUAUCUGGAUAUCCGGCUGUACCGCGCGUACGUACGGCGCUCGUACAACCGCACACCAGUCAUACACAUCUUGCACUGCAGCCGCCGCACACCCGUCGCCGCUGUGCUGCGUCGGACGAGCUAUCAUAAAAAUUAUACAGCGUAUUGUCGUCUCUGCAACAGCUUCCGUUGCGACGAUAGGCGAUCUAUAGUGUGUGUGUACUGUACAGUACAUGUGAGAAGUGUGUGUGUGUCUCUUCUGUGGCCGUGUUUUGUUGAUGCGAAACGGGUGCGCUGAUUUUGUCUCGCGCUUGUGGUUGCGAUGUAAAAGUUGAAUAAUUAACAUCCGAUAAAUUAUCGCACAUUACGCCUAAUCUAUCGGCUAAACGCAAUCAAGCCACUUUCCGCCAGACUGCAUGUUGGUACGCGUUGCGCCCAUCUUCCUGGUUCCGGUGAUUCGUCUCUGCAUUGUGCGUGAUUGUGAGAAUGUGCCGUCUCCUGGCCAGGCGGCCACGAUCUGCAUUAGGAAGCAAAGUGUUAUCCGCACUGGUCCAGCGUCCCGGUAACGGCAUUUAACGCAGGGCAAUCCCCUCCGAAUCAUGGUGAUCAUGAGUGCGGAAAGCGGUAAAAGCACGUCGUCCUCGACCAAAGCACCGAUCCGUGUGGGAUUCUACGAUAUCUCCCGCACACUGGGCAAGGGAAAUUACGCUGUGGUGAAGCUUGCCAAGCACCGUAUCACGAAAACCGAAGUGGCCAUAAAAAUCAUUGAUAAAUCGCGACUGGAUGAGGCCAAUUUGCAAAAGAUCUAUCGGGAAGUGCAGAUUAUGAAACAGUUGGAUCAUCCCAACAUCAUUAAACUUUAUCAGGUUAUGGAAACCAAGAAUAUGCUUUACCUGGUCUGCGAGUACGCCAGUAAUGGAGAAAUGUUUGACUACAUCGCUAAUUAUGGCCGGAUACCGGAAGCCGCCGCUCGGCGUAUAUUUUGGCAGAUACUCUCCGCGGUCGAAUAUUGCCAUUCAAAAAGCAUUGUUCACCGAGAUUUAAAGGCGGAAAAUUUGCUGUUGGACUCCAAUAUGAAUAUCAAAUUAGCGGAUUUUGGAUUCAGUAAUUAUUUCUCUCCUGGCGAGCAGCUAGCGACGUGGUGCGGCAGCCCGCCGUAUGCAGCCCCCGAAGUCUUUCAAGGCCGAAAGUAUUCAGGACCACAGACGGAUAUCUGGAGCCUGGGUGUUGUAUUAUACGUGUUGACCACCGGCUCAUUACCGUUCGAUUCCACGACAUUACCGGCAUUACGGGAUCGUGUACUGAGUGGGCGCUUCCGGAUACCCUUCUACAUGUCCUCCGAAUGCGAGCAUCUCAUCCGGCAUAUGCUGGUGCUGGAACCCAAUAAACGCUACACGAUUGAACAAAUUAAAACCCACCCGUGGACGCAUGCCGACACCACCCUACCGGCGGCGACCAUCAGUGCCAAACCGCGCGUCACCGGUGAAGUCAGCGAGCAGAUCGUCCAGGUCAUGAAAAGCCUGGGCAUCGAGGAGAGCAAGACCCGCGAGAGCGUCUGCAAUGAGUCAUUCGAUCACAUUGCGGCUAUUUAUUAUCUCCUAAUGGAAGGCUUAACGCACCAGCGCCACUCCAUACAGCACCGCCGGCCGCAUAGUAUCGUCGACGAGACGACAUCCGGGCGGCCGUUCCUGGCGGAGACGCGUCGGCCCUUUAAUCGCACCGUGGAUUCCGCCGCCCAUCCCGCUGCUCACCAGUAUCAUCACCAUCCGCCCGCGCAAAACCAGGGCAGCAUCUCGUCGACAUGCAGCAGCUUCUCCACGGGCAGCUCCAUCGGCUCGAUGGGCUCGUUCGCCUGUAGUAACCCACACCGAACGCACUAUGUCACCUCGCUGGAUGAAGGGGUGGGGCUGGACACCGGCAGCUUGGACUACGAUCCCGGCACGGGAGCGGCGGCGGCAUACCGCGGCCAGUCAUAUGAAUCGUUCCCGGAGGAGUUCGCCAUCCCGUCGAGCAUCAGUCCGGUACCCGGCUCAUUGUUGAAUGAUCUCACUGCUCAGAUAACCGAUUCGCCGCCCGGCAGCGGGAUGGGUUCGCCCUAUGAGAGCUUUGAAUCUCAGAUUGAUCAGGAUGUCCUGGUGUCGAGUUUGUCGUCAUAUGUGCAUCCGGCCCGGAUUCAGCAUGGCCGGUCGGUCAACAGUUCCACGGAUGAAACCGAAGUGGGACGAACACCGUCGCCGGGGAAUUUCCGGGAUGGUCGGCGGGCGUCGGAGACAAAUCUGGCACCGGCUGUAGAAGGAAGCAGUCAGGGCGCCGGAACAUCGUGGGCCUUCAAGACACCUUUAAGGCAGACGGGAAAAGCACGGGGCAUGAUUGAUGUGCAUCAGCAAUACGAGGACCAAAUGUUCGGUCAGCCAGGUCAUCCUGGUACGAGCGGACAACAAAACUAUCCGCCAAGUGGUGUCCUGGAUGAAUCGGCGGCCAUGGAAAGGCUGUCGAUUAACUCCCCAAUGUCGCCAUCGCGCGCCGCCACCAUCGACGAUCAGCACCCCGUCAGCCGGGCCGACCGUCCGCCGUUGCCGAAACGGAUCAGCCUCCCGGAGCGGCUAGAAAACCAACCGCAGAAACUGCUGGUGUACAAGCAUGCUAAACAAUUGCAACAGCAAGUGGCCGCGGCGACGGUUCAUCCCGACGAUCCCUCCGCUCCGCCGCUGCAGCAUCAACAACAACUCCUGCACCGGCUGCAGACCAAACGGGCCGCCUGGAAGAAUCAGUCCUCCAUGCACCGCAGCAUGGAUUAUCCGGCAUCCAUGGGCGUACCCGGGCCUAGUCGGCGCCCGGCGGCCUUGCCGCAUAAUCGGCAGAUGUCAACGUUUAAGCACGGGAUGCUGCCGCCUCUAGUAUCGCCGCAGAUAUCCCAUGAAUUCGAUUGGUCGACGGCGGCACAAGGUACCGGGGAGGAAAUGCCGCGCACCUGUCCCGAACAGAUGUCGGUGGAUUCUCCGGAUAGCCCGGGGUAUUUCGGCCCGGGUGGGGCGGAUCACAUGGAGACGAGCUGAUCACAGGGACCAACCGUUGUCGUUGUUGAUCCAGAUUUACACGGUGCGAUUGCGCCGGUUAACGCAUAAUGCGGCACAAACGGUGCCAUUGCGUAGGAGCUGUAUCCUCGCCAUCGCUCUCUCUCUCUCUCUCAAAUUCAGCAAUACUUGAAAAUUUUUUAUGAAAUGGAUCGUGACCUGCAGGCGAGUGCCUUUGGAUGAAUCCAAGAUUUUUAUCUGAAGAAUUUAUGAAAAGAUUUUAGCGGCUCUUUUUGUUGAGGAAUUUCUUCAGGCGCACUUGGUCUGCUUCAGAAUAUUGAUUGAUGGCCUAGUCAGAUUUUGAUGGUAUUUGUAGUUUGGCAGAAUUGUUCACGACAAUUCUGAUGUGUAUUUUAAAGAUUGUACUUGUAAAAUAUAGCUUUUAUUAUUUUACGUUACUUUAGUUUUCCACUCAUCUUUGUUGUACGGGAAGCGAACAGUGGAGUUGCCCUGACUGUGAUUAAGCGAAGAGAAUUCUAUUUUUCUUCCCGGAGAUUUUUUUGUUGGAGUCGUAACUGUAUGUUCGUACAACAUUCUUCACCUCGUUGGAAGUAAAGUAUCUUUUGAUGUCAAGCGCGACUGGCGCUUAAAAACCAAAAGCUGUACAUCUGACUACAGGAGAAUAUGAAUAAUUUAUAC